CGCGCAACCACGCUGAGAGGAUCUCGAUUACCUCCCCGAUUGGCCCCCUACCACAGUGGGACUCACGCACGUGAAGUAUAUGGCGCACAGGGCAGUCAGCACGCACCUGCGCGUCCGUUACCCGAAGUUUCGUUGGGGAUGGUCGGUGGCGCCGUGCACUUGCGUGUCCUCGGCAUGCCAUGCAUGCUCGCAUAACCGGGAUCCUCAGGCGAGCAAGGUAGACUCAGAAUGACACGCUCGUCGGGGACGCCGUUCUGCGGACGCCUAGGGGAGCAUGGCCGAGCGUAUAUAUGCGAUGUUGCUGCUGGUAUGACCUGAAGCACACAGGACCUACCCCAAUAUCGAACCUACUCGCUAGCUUUAGCAUGUCUUUCACCACCAUCCCACAGCUUAUGAAGGCCCUUGUCGUUCAACCCGACAAGACGUUGACUGUCGUCGGCGACCAUCCCGUUCCUCCCAUCGGCGAAAACGACGUGCUAGUCAGGACCGUCGCCGUCGCGCUCGGCCCGCCCGACUUGCUGGCGCUCAAGGCCCCGCCGCCUCCCGGACUCCCCCCGAUCUUGGGCUGCGACUGGGCCGGGGAGAUCGUGCAGGUCGGCACGAAUGUGAACUCGCGCACGGUGGGCCAGCGCGUCGCGGGAUUCGUGCGCGGGGGCCGGUCAGCCGAAUGCGGCGCGUUCGCGGAGUACGUCAAGAGUCCGGCGGACCUAGUGUGGCCAAUCCCGGAGGCGCUUUCUUUUGAGGAGGCGGCCGCUAUGAGUAUUGGGACGUACACAUGCGCGCAGGCGCUGUACCACAAGGGCAGGCUUGAGCUCCCUCUCCCGGGAGACGACGUUCCGGAGAGGGAUGAAUGGGUGUUCAUCUACGGCGGCAGCUCCUCGUGCGGACAAUAUGCCAUCCAACUCGCGCGCGCCUCAGGCUUCAAGGUCGUCACCACAUCCUCCCCACGCAACUUCGACCUGCUCAAAUCCCUGGGCGCGGCCGCCGUCUUCGACUACCACGACCCCGCGGUCGUCGACAAAGUGAAGGCCGCGACGGGUGACACCAUCCGGCACGGGCUCGACGCGAUCGGCCAGCCCGAGACGCAGGAGCUCUCGCAGAAGGUGUUUGGCCCCGCGGGUGGGAAGCUACUCACGUUAAUGUGGGCGAACAAGACGCGCGUGCGAGAGGACGUCGAGCUGAAAUUCACACUGGUGCACACCGGACUUGGGUUGGCGAUUGAUAUGCCUGGAGCCCGCUUCCCCGCGUCACCGGAGGAUACGGCGGAGAUGGUGACAUUCGCAGCGACUGUCCCGCGGCUCGUCGAGCAGGGCCGCCUUAGGCCGAAUCCGAUCAGGCGGUUGGCUGGUGGGCUUGCUGCGAUCCCGGAGGGGCUGAAAUUGCUCGAGGAAGGAAAGGUCAGCGGCGAGAAGAUCGUCCUUGUCCUGUGACGUGCUUGUAAACCCUGUGCGGGCGGACAGUGGUUUACGAUGUGUUCCUGGUAGAUUCCCGGUGUCUCCUCGUGCGGACAUCCUCAGUCUUUGGGUGCGCGCGAAGAGAAUGUAGAGCAAAUGU
Trametes versicolor FP-101664 SS1 is the source of this 1554-nucleotide messenger RNA. RefSeq names its product oxidoreductase. The record is from RefSeq and is a predicted model, not a curated record. Lineage: Eukaryota; Fungi; Basidiomycota; Agaricomycetes; Polyporales; Polyporaceae. The transcript is spliced from 7 exons. Gene Ontology annotation, molecular function: oxidoreductase activity, acting on NAD(P)H. The coding region runs from base 366 to 1430 and encodes 354 amino acids.